Struthio camelus australis is the source of this 4035-nucleotide messenger RNA. NCBI's taxonomy places the organism in Eukaryota, Metazoa, Chordata, Aves, Struthioniformes, Struthionidae. The record is from RefSeq and is a predicted model, not a curated record.
CCGCCCUCGCGCUGACGCGGAGGGCUUCUGCUUGGCCAGCGCACCCCGGGAAAUGGAUGCCUGCCAGGGCGCCCAAGCGGGAUUCCUGGAAAACAAAACCCUUGGAGAGCGUGCAUUAAGAAGCUUUUGCUGUUUCCUGCCUGGGCCGGUUCCUGAUGUCCCUUCUCUCCCCUCACAGGUGCCUCAGCGUGGCUAGUUGCCGCUAGAUCGGGGGACAUCUUUCUCUGGUGGAAGUGGAGGCUGCCCGCUGAGCAGGCAGAGAUGAGGACGGCAGAGGAUUCAACCGGGACAGUUCUGCACCGCCUCAUCCAGGAGCAGCUGAGAUACGGAAACCUCACUGAGAACCGCACGCUGCUGGCUAUCCAGCAGCAAGCCCUGCGCCGAAGCGGCCAGCGCAGGCCCGAGAGCAGCGGCAGGCGCCCGGACGACUCGCUGAAGGACCUGAAGCACGGCCAUGUGAGGUCGCUGAGCGAACGCCUCAUGCAGAUGUCCCUGGAGAGGAACGGGGCCAAGGCGCAGAACCACAUGAGCUCUUCUCACAGCUACCCCCAGCUUUCCAGGCACUACCAGCUCUCUGCCCUCAGAGGCCACCACUCCGAGGGGACCGAGCCACGGGGACCUCCUCCAGAGUACCCCUACGUCCUGCCUUCCCAGGACGCCUCGGUUGCUUACCUGGCGGAUCCCAGACCCUGCUCGCGGGAAGGUCCUGCAUUUCAGCACCCUGACAUCAGGGUGAUGCAGACUCACGUCCCUCAAGCUUUCCUGCCACAGCAGAGUCCCCUAUGUCACAGUCCGCUAGGCUCACUCACCCCUGCCGGGAUGGAGGCCUUGAUGACAGCCCAGGCGGCCUCGGCCAGCACCCGCUUGGUCCAGGUGGAGACUGUACUGAGAGACAACGAAAAACUGCUGCGGGAAAAUGAGAAGCUCCAAAGGGAAAGUGAUAAGCUACGGCAGGAGCUGGAGGGAUAUGUUGAGAAAGCGAGCCGGAUCCAGAAGCUGGAAACGGAGAUUCAGCGCAUUUCAGAGGAUUAUGAAAACCUCAUGAAGGCAUCUUCCAAGCGGGAAGCGUUGGAGAAAGCCAUGAGGAGCAAGAGAGAUGGGGAGAUGCGUCGGCUCCAGGAUUUCAACCGGGACCUGAAAGAACGGUUGGAAUCUGCAAACAAGCAGCUGGCCAGCAAGACCCAGGAAAACCAGGAGAAUAAUCAAGGCACAGUGGCGAAACUCCUUGCACAAAGCUAUGAGCACCAGCAGGAGAAGGAGAAGCUGGAGCGGGAAGUCUCCCUGCUGCGCAGCGCUAACGAGGACCAGCGGCGACGGGCAGAGCUGCUGGAGCAGGCGCUGGGCAGCGCCCAGGCCCGGGCGGCCAAGGCCGAGGCCGGGCAGGCUGGGGCAGUGAGUGCCAGGCAGCGUCUCCUCCUGGCACCAUCUCACUCUCUCUGGGGGUUUUCUUUGCCGGUGCAGAGGCAAGCAAGUGCCCCAGGUGGGGGGCCCUCGGAGCUGAGCGCCCACACGCUCUCCGAGCAGCUGAGGGAGAAGGAGGAGAAGAUCCUUGCGCUGGAGGCCGACAUGACCAAGUGGGAGCAGAAGUACCUAGAGGAGUGUACCAUGCGGCAGUUUGCCAUGGAUGCUGCAGCCACCGCCGCCGCCCAGCGGGACACGACACUCAUCAGCCAUUCCCCACGGCACUCCCCCAACAGCAGCUUCAACGAGGACCUCCUCCUGGCCAACCACAAGCAUCAGGAAAUGGAGAACAGGUUAAAAGUCCUUCACGCCCAAAUACUGGAGAAGGAUGCCGUCAUCAAAGUGCUGCAGCAGCGCUCACGGAAAGACCCCAGCAAAGCUCUCCAAGGCUCCCUGCGGCCGGCCAAGUCCGUGCCGUCCAUUUUUGUAGCCUCUGGGACCCAGAGCUGGCAGGGUGCUAGCCCAAGCGACCGGCUGACAGAGGGUACCUCCCGAGGAGGUGCAGCCAGCAAAGCCCCAGCAGAAGAGCCAGCAGCAUUGCCCACCUCUGGCCCCCUGCCCUUUCACUCCAAGCAUGGCAGCAAGGAUGGGAGCACGCAGACGGACAGCCUGGCUGAGAGUAGCAGUCAGGGUGAGGGGCCUGAGUGUCCGGCCAGCUCACUGGAGAGCUUGGCUGCUGCGAGAGCCCUUGACCUAUCUGACAUGGUGGAGAUCUUGAUUUAAGGACGGGCAGUUCUGGCCACCCAAGGCAGAUGCGUUAUCCUCUCCAACCUCACAGACUGCUGUAUGGUCAGAGAAGCCCUUAGGUCACCAGAUGCCUGGCUGAGACUUGUUCUCCAUAGCAGCAAAUUCCUGGAUGGCGGAGUUUGAGAGAAGAAGGGUUCGGAGUCAGUAUGCUACAGUCUGCGGGGCAGGGGACCGGGCCGUGCCUCCAACCCUCCACAUGGCCUGCUGUGGUCAGAGCUGUGCUUGGUCCCUGCCCAUGCUCUCCUGCAAGAAAACAGUGCUCUGCAGCCAGGGAAGGCCAGCUCCACAGUCCCCUGGUCACUGACACGGAGCCAGCCAAGGCGAAGAGGUUAUAGAGCUGUCCUCUCCUUCCAAGCUGUGACCUGGAGGACAGCGGCAUCUCGUUUGUGGGCAGGCUGGUUUUGGCAGAUGGCCCUAGCAGCCCUCGUGCUGCAGAUCUGUGCCGCCAGGUUCAGGGAGUGGGGCUUGCUGCUGGGAUGGCCAGAGUCACUACUUUGCAUCCCGUCAUCGCCCUGUGCAUGCACGUGCCUCCCCUCCUGCCAGAGGGACUGGAACUGCACAGGACAAGAGGCGCUCUGGAGCGCUCAAGACCCUGGAGGUGUUUGUGUGUGGAAGUUGUACAGUGACGAGGGCUUGCAGCCCAGGAGACAUGAUCCCCCUGUAAAUACAUCCAUGUUUUGUAGAACAGGAGCAAACAUAUUUAUCAUUUCAGUUUCUUUCCCUUCCUCCUCUCCAGCCUCCUUUGCUGAUCAUGGCGUAUCUUUCCUUCCCCCUCACUUUUCAGGUCCUUUUUUUUGUUCUGCCCAGAUCCUGUCUCUGGAUCUCUGCCUUCGGAGUCCCCUGAAAUGUUUCCUUCAGGGUGCUUUUCCAUGGCUCUUCUGACUGGAAUUUCCCUUCUGUCUGAAUAGUAGCCAUGAGCCAAAUGUCUCUGUGCGAGUAUGGAUACGUCUCUGCUUCUGAGCUGCUCUUUGCAGGGGCAGAGCCAGGAGAGAUCUGCAGCCAGUCUCCAUCAACUGAGCUCCAUCCAAAUCCAUGUGGCCAAGUUGAGCAGUCCCAGGGUCAGGAGUUGAAAACCUUUAUUUGCCGGCAUCAUACCUCUGGGUUUCUAGUGCAGCUGCGGGAAGGAGAGGGAUUUGGGAAGGAGCUUUCAGAAGAGUCCUAGGUAUGUUUCAAUUGACAGGUUUGUCUUUGUAAAGGGAGGGAAUGGGGUAGUGGUUGUACCAAAAAAAAAAAAAAAAAAAAAAGAGGUGGAGGAGAAAUCUGAUUGAAAGCGGGGAUGAAAUACUCUUGAAGCGAAACAAGCAUGUCUGAUUUUGCUGGGGUGGGAUGUGUCGCCCUUUUCUGGAUCUGCGAGCUACGCCUGGUCUCUUCUCACUGGGAAUCCUCAUACCUCCCUUGUCUACUGGCAGCUGGCUUCUGGCAGUAGCCAACUUUGAUUUUAGUGAGAGUUUCUCAGUCUUCUGAACUCGGAUACUUUCCAGCCUUGGCCUUUGUGUAUUUUUUUUUUCUUUCUUCUUUAAACAUCUAUGCAUUUGCUGGACAACUGCAUUUUUUAUUUUCUCUCCUAGACACGUAAAAAAUGCGUUCGGUUCUUGUGCAUUGUUUACAAAGUGGAAAACAAAAAAAAAUAUGAAAGAGGAAAAAAACAACUUAAUAUAUUUUAUAUUAAUAUUGGUAUUUCUUUUUAAGUAUUUUUUCGUGCUGUGAACUUUUUUUCUGCCAAAGACAAUGAGUUCUUGUUUGUGCAUUUUAAGUUAUCUUAAGUAUUUAAACGUAAACCUGGCUGUUUCGUUAUGCCGCCCUAUACCGAGAUUGCUGUAGCAUUCC